AUGACUCGAUUUCCUCGCAUUCAGUCGUUAAUUUUACACAAUCCUGGCAGAGAACUGGUAUGCAAGAUUCGUCCAGAAUUCUUCCCACAUCUUAAAUACUUGACUGUCAACAGUGUUCGUCGUGCCAUUGUUCAAUGGUGGACUCUACUUCACAAUCGUGAAUUCUCGAACGGUUUUCCGCAUUUAUAUAAAGCUUGUUUAACUUCUGUUUCUUUUCCACCAGCAAUCGAAACAUGGACUGGCAGUUCAUCCAUUCGAGAACUAGAAAUUUGUUGGAUCAAUCGACCUCGUUUUCUCGGAACACUUCUUCUUUCCUGUCCAAAUUUACACAAACUGAAACUAAUUAUAGAUCAAUUUUAUUCUACUACUAUAUUUGAGUACGUUAAUGACGGUUUCGUUGAAGUUGACGAGAACAGUAUUCCUGAUGGUAUUGUUAUUCAUCGUGCUCUUCGACAUUUAGAAAUUGAAUGUGAGAAUUCAAUAGGUUUGUUUGAAUUCUUAGAGUCACUACUUCGAUGUGUGCCUGGUUUACAGAAACUUCAAAUUACAAUAUGUCCGUUUGAAGGUUUUCGAAUUUCAUGCCACAAUAUUGCACGUUUACUACAAAAUUAUGUAUCCUCAUUAAGUUAUUUUCAUUGUAAAAUACCUAUAACCAAUAUGUAUCCAUCGGACAUAGAUCAAAUGUUACACGGCAGUAUUCAUAGUAUACAUCUUCUUUUUGCAAAUGUAGAAAUGAAUAAUGAAUAUAUCGUUAUCAGUUCAGCAUAA
This is a messenger RNA of Adineta steineri, 768 nucleotides long. The record is from the annotation of a GenBank genome assembly. Lineage: Eukaryota; Metazoa; Rotifera; Eurotatoria; Adinetida; Adinetidae.